ACACACUGUAAUGUGUAGUCACAUUAUGUGAUUUAAUUUUUGUAUAUUGUAUAAGUUUUAGGUGUAGUUUUGUUAAGGCAGGGCCUUAAUCUUGUGAUUUUUGUUGGAGAUCCAACAUGUGGUGUGAUCCCUAGUUACGCCACAGGAGGGCACUUCCGCCCUAGUGAGAUGGUUUAGUGUGACGCUACUGCUUGUCUUCAGAUCUGGCAGAAGCGAGAGAGGAAACACACUACCUGUCGUCCAUCUCAUGAUUUAUCUGUUCUUUUCAGAACCAGACAUAAUCUGUCAACCGCCCUCUUGCUUGGGGUGUGUUACAGAUUCUUGGGGGCUCGUCCGGGAUCGGCUCUCCACAUUGCCAUGAGCUAAUCCCACAACCUACAACACCUCGUGCUGGUAAAGCUGACAGCGUUAUGCCGGCUGCCCCAAAGUGAGCUGUCAGUGUGAGACAAGCUGAGACCAAGUGAGGAAGAGGGCUGGACCCAAAAGCAACCUACUACGAGAGACUGGGAAAGACGUCGUCAUGGCAGACCAGGAGAGGAAAAGCCUGGUAUGGGACAUCAGGAAAAGCCUACUGUCGCUGUCAUCCAACGAACUUUUCCAGAUUGCUUCUACAGUCGGCCCUGUUCCAGGCAAAGAUGCUGCAGAGCUUUCCAGUGCAGACGUCGAGGGAUGUUUCGAGUACAUCCACGCCUUUAUGUACAGUAAGAACUUGCUAGAUGCUGAGGAUAGGGGCAUGGGAGAACUACUAGCUCUAAAGGAUGUUGUCGAUGAGGUUGUUCAGUCCCAAAGUAGUGUAAUCCCACCUACUGGGUCAGCCCAACCAGCUAACACUGAUGUACUAUUUUCUGAUGUAACAAAUGUAACCAGUCCUGUAACCGCAAGCGCCAAGCUAAUCACUGAGACAACUAAUGAACUCAGCUGUGACGUUUCACCAGAGAAUGUCCAAAAGAUGCUGUUAGACUAUGAGGAGUUGAGCCGAAAGCUUGGUAGGCUGAUGCACAUUCCCACACCACAAGCCACAGCACAACCUACACUCUCAGUCCCCCCUCACUCUGAGGCACAGAUGGACGUUUCCAGACACAGAGGACCCGAACAAGUAGUGUCAUUGAAGGAUCUGUCCUACAUUCAUCGCCGUGAAUUCAAAGUUCAAGGAGGCCAAAUUGGAGAUCACUCAUCUGAUAUUAGCUUUAACAGUGUUUGCAGACAGAUAGAGGAGGGGAUAAAGGAUAAUUUCACUGAGUCUGAGAUCGUGAGAGGUGUGCUAAGAAUAAUAAAGCCAGGGGAUUUCAAGGACAUGCUGGUCAAUAAAGAAGACAUGACUGUGGCUGAGCUCAAGGGAUUCCUCCAGUCGCACUUAGGCGAGAGGAAUAGCACAGAACUAUUCCAAGAACUAAUGUGUGCCAAACAAAAUGAGCAUGAAACCCCUCAGCAGUUCCUGUACCGUGUUAUUGGACUGAAGCAAAGAAUAUUGUUUGGGUCAAAACAGCCAGGGACUGAUAUCAGGUAUAGCCCAGACACAGUACAAGAUGUCUUCCUACACACAGUGUAUCAGGGAAUAGGACACAAGUACAACGAUAUUCGCCGGGAGCUGAAACCUUUACUUUCAGACAACACAGUUACAGAUGAGACAAUCCUAAAGCAUGUCAUGAGGGUAACAAGUGAUGAGAGUGAACGACAAAGGCGUUUGGGGUCAACACAACGUUCAAAACAAGCUGCUGCACAUAGUCUACAGGUUGAGGGAGGACAGGUUAAGCAGGCAAAUACAAAGAAAGAGAUGACAGAGCAUAGAGCUAAAUCAGAUGAAGUACAGAAGCUCGCAGAGAAAAUAGAUGUGCUCACCAAAUUAGUAGACACGCUAGCAGAGAAAGUGGAGAGAAGCCAGUCAUACAGCUGUCUACCCCCCAAGCCACAAGCAACCAGAAGAGGAAGCCGUUAUGGUUGUCCAAAGUGUGUGCAGGAGGGGUUACAAGAUUGUAAACACUGCUUCUUUUGUGGCGAACAGGGACACAGAGCUGUGGGUUGCCUAAAAAACCCUAAGCAGCAGGGAAACGUGAACCGGUUGCUGUGGGGGGACAAACAGUAACCGGAGUUCUUCCCAAGUCCCAAUUCACAGACA
Oreochromis niloticus (Nile tilapia) is the source of this 2116-nucleotide messenger RNA. RefSeq lists its product as uncharacterized. The record is from RefSeq and is a predicted model, not a curated record. NCBI's taxonomy places the organism in Eukaryota, Metazoa, Chordata, Actinopteri, Cichliformes, Cichlidae. Gene Ontology annotation, molecular function: nucleic acid binding; zinc ion binding. The transcript is spliced from 2 exons. The coding region runs from base 521 to 2083 and encodes 520 amino acids.